Phycodurus eques (leafy seadragon) is the source of this 3792-nucleotide messenger RNA. RefSeq names its product zinc finger and BTB domain containing 1 (gene zbtb1). Gene Ontology annotation, biological process: regulation of cytokine production; negative regulation of transcription by RNA polymerase II; regulation of immune system process. Gene Ontology annotation, molecular function: protein binding. NCBI's taxonomy places the organism in Eukaryota, Metazoa, Chordata, Actinopteri, Syngnathiformes, Syngnathidae. The record is from RefSeq and is a predicted model, not a curated record. The transcript is spliced from 3 exons. Bases 399 to 2294 code for a protein of 631 amino acids.
UGAUGCACUACAUGCUUGUAUUUCUUGUGUGGUAUGUCCGAUAGGCCCGUUCCACGCUGGCCUUAGCUUUUUAUUUUUAUACUUGUGAUUUACUUUGCAGGCGUAGUCUCAAGAGUUUUCCGGUCGCGUAAACGCUUGUUAGCUUAUGGUUAGCUUUUAGCAUGCUAGGUGGGCCGUGAGGGGCCCUUCCCCUUCCACCUUCCGCGCUCAGCGCUCCCACCUAUCGGACACACUUCGACCCGCUCAGGCCCCCUAAAAUAUCCUCUUCGUUGAAAUUCAACUUGUUUGCUUCAGAGUGAAGCUAACAAGCGGCUCGGAGUAUUUUUGUUCCGGUGUAAGGAAGCGCGACACAUUGAAAGUGCGUCAGAAAAGUAGCUGCUAUUAUUCUUGCACUGGCGAUGGCGAGGCCGAGCCACAGCGACCACGUCCUUCAGCAGCUGAACAACCAGCGCGAGUGGGGCUUCCUGUGCGACUGCCUCAUCGCCAUCGGCGACAUCUACUUCCGGGCGCACAAGGCCGUGCUGGCGGCCUGCAGCUCCUACUUCCGGAUGAUGUUCAUCCGCGAGCAGCAGGGGGCGGCGCGCCUGGACCUCAGCGACAUGCAGAUCAGCGCAGAGUGCUUCGACCUCAUCCUGCAGCUCAUGUACCUGGGGCGCAUCGCGGCGGGCACGUUCGACUUCGAUGACCUCAAAGCGUCCAUGGUCUACCUGCAGAUGUACUACAUCCCGGACUCGCUGGAGGACCUGCGCGACAUCCGCAGCGGCUCCAACCUGACGCCGUCCUCGUCCGAAUGCUCUACAGCGGCCGCGUCAUCCGGCGGAAAGAUGUUGUUCGGAGUGCGCAUGUAUGAGCGGAAGAGGACGGCAGGCGCUCAAGAACCUGCCAAUGGUGUCAAAACCGUCAGCAGCUCUGCCAGGUACCUGGGGGGGCCACCCGUGAUUGAGGAGGCGUCGGGCGGCUCUGUCCACGGGGCGGCACUCCCAAGCGUGGACGCUGGACAUACGGCGGAGCAACCGUGUGAUCUGAGGAAGCGGAGCGCAGGAAGGAGCUCGACCCUGAGGGAACGCCCUCGCUUCGGCCGCACCUUCACCUGCGACGACUGCGGAUUCGUCUUCAGCUGCGAGAAGCUUCUGAUCGAGCACAUCCUUACCUGCACCAACCGCAAGACCUACGCACCUGCCUGCAGCCUGGACGGCGACAAUGACUCCGCCAAGGCAGAGAGUUCUGCUUCAGACAGCGCAGAAGACCACAGGAUGCUUGCUGACCUGGGCUCCGUCGCGGCGGGGCCCAGCGACGGGGCGGGAUCCGCAUGCGUCAAGACCAUCAAGACGGAACCCGGAGAAAGCCCGCACCCUGAGGACCGGGAGGCGGGGGGCGGUAACGGAGCACGUGUUGAUUGGGGGCCAGGUGACGAGAACUGCGAGGCGGCACCCGGCGUUUCCGGUGUGGAGAGGGCCGGCGAGCGGUGCGAGAGCGCCAUGUCAGGAAGCGACGCCUCUGCAACGUCGCCAGUCUUUUUCAAGGUGAAAGACGAGGAGAGCACAGAGGGCGCUCCGUGCGAACUGUGCGGGGCGCUGCUGAGCGAGGACGACAAGUCGGCCCACUACCUCUCCAGCCACCUGGGCCACAUCUGCGCAUGCGGACGCUGCGGCCAAGUGCUGAUCAAAGGCCGGCAGCUCCAGCAGCACGCUGAGCACUGCGGCGAGUCGGACGAGGCGGACGAGCCUCACGGCGCAGACGAUGGGCUCCUGGAGGGCGCCGACCUGGCCUGCCCUCACUGCGGCCUGCCCUUCGAGAGCGAGAGCCUGGCGCUGGAGCAUGCCCUCUCCUGUCCCCACGAGGCCGACCCGAUAAAGCCCGGCGGCCCCGAUCACCGGCGCAAGCACUUCUGCGCCAUCUGCGGCAAAGGCUUUUACCAGCGCUGCCACUUGCGCGAGCACUACACGGUGCACACCAAGGAGAAGCAGUUCACCUGCCAGACGUGCGGCAAGCGCUUCCUGCGCGAGCGCCAGCUGCGCUUGCACACGGACAUGCACCGCGGCGUGGCGCGCUAUGUGUGCCCUGUGUGCGACCAGGGCACAUUCCUCAAGCACGACCACGUGCGUCACAUGAUCUCGCACCUGGCGGUCGGGGAGACCAUCUGCCAGGUGUGCUUCCAGAUCUUCCCGGGUGGUGAGCAGCUGGAGGAGCACAUGGAUGUGCACCUGUACGUUUGUGGCGUGUGCGGUGACAAGUUCCGCCUCCGAAAGGACAUGCGCACGCACUACAACCUUAAGCACGCCAAGAGGCUGUAGCACGCACACGCAGCGCAUCCACAGACUCUGCAUGAGGAGGAAACAUACAGUGCUACAUUGACUUACGAGUUUAAUUCGUUCAGUGACCACGCUCAGAAAUCAAAUGCCUCGUAUCUCACAUCAUCUUUCCCCAUUAAAAUGAAUGGAAAUGCAGUUAAUCCGUUCCAACCCCCCAAAAAACAUCCCCAAUUAUUUUUUUUGUUUUUUUGUAAGGCCAAAAACAUGACCGUACGUAAUGUACUGUACGUCCUGUUGUUUUAUUGACAGUUGGCAAACCAGCUUAAUGGAACAUUAUUGCCACCAGCUGUGCACAACAAUUGUCCUUCCACUGCAAGGAAACCAAUGUGAACUGAUGGUGGCCAGAUGUUGUGAGGUGUGCUGGCGCCAUAUAGCGGUGGAGGGUCUGAAGUACACUUAAAUCUCAACUUUUGCACGUAUCAAUACAAAAGAAUUUAUCAAUUGGUGUAAGUCGAGGCACCACUGUAUACAAAGUGAAGUCAAGCAUAGGUGGCGCCAUGGUGGUCCCGAAUCAAAUUCUGCUGAGGGACCCAAAAAAGCUGGAGGCCGGCGACGACUUAUGCAAAAAAGACGGGUUUCCAUACAUUUUGAACCCCCAUCUUCCUCCUCUCCUGAUUGGUAGCCGUGUCGUCUGGGUUUUGACCCAGAUGUCGGAUGAAACGGGAUUCCUGCUGGAAUUGAAACUCGGGUUGCAGUGAUUCAUGAUGAGCGAUGAGGAUGAUGAUGGGGAUGUUUGUAGUGCUAUAUGCUGUACACAAAGCUUAAUCAAGUGAACUGAUACGAGUUGAGAACCUGUUCCGUUCUGCGUAAGGACUGAUUGGACCCUAACGCAAUGUUUAAUGUGUGUGUGUUUCCUUUAUCAACUACACACUUUGAAUAAAUAACUGCACACUUCACUUAAAUGUCUUUUGAUUUCACACCUGAACUUCGGAUGAGAAUAUCCACUUUAGGAUUACGUACCAGAGUUGAACAAACUUUAUUUUUUCUUUCAAAUAUUUGCGAACAAAGAUUAGAAUUGAAACAAAUGAUGAAACAUCUCAUUUAUCUCCUUAUUCAAACAUUACAGUUACCUGAGGACAGAGGUUCGAUCGCCGGCCCCGCCUGUGUGGAGUUUGCAUGUUCUCCCCAUGCCUGCGUGGGUUUUCUCCGGGCACUCCGGUUUCCUCCCACAUCCCAAAAACACGCGUGGUAAGUUGAUUGAAGACUCUAAAUUGCCCGUUGGUGUGAAUGUGAGUGCGAAUGGUUGUUUGUUUGUAUGUGCCCUGCAAGUGGCUGGCAACCAGUUCAGGGUGUACCCCGCCUCCUGCCCGAUGACAGCUGGGAUAGGCUCCAGCACUCCCGCGACCCUAGUGAGGAGAAGCGGCUCAGAAAAUUGAUGGAUGGAUGGCUAGCGAAAGGACAACAGCAGCGCGAUUGGCACAUCUUUGCAACAGUUCUGUGGUUUUGGGGUUCAAAUCUGGGCCCCAACUGGACGAACCCU